UCAUAGUCAUACCAAGAUAGCAGCGACCAACAACAAACCCCCGAGAAGAGAAUGGCGAUGGCUCCGGACUGCGGCGCUUUCAUGAGCAAAUUCGUCCUCAAGCCGCCUCCUUCUCCGUCCCCCUCGCUUCCCUUGGCCGGCCUCACCUUCGCCGUCAAGGACAUUUUUGAUGUUGAAGGACAAGUGACUGGGUUCGGAAAUCCUGAUUGGGCGAGGACUCACGUGCCUGCAUCUUCCACAGCUCCAGCUGUUUUAGAUGUGUUGAAAGCGGGUGCUACAUGUCUUGGAAAAACUGUCAUGGAUGAAAUGGCAUACAGCAUAAAUGGGGAGAAUAAACACUACGGCACGCCAAGGAACCCAUGUGCACCGGAUCGUGUGCCUGGAGGAUCUUCCAGUGGAUCUGCUGUUGCAGUAGGAGCAACGCUUGUCGAUUUCUCCCUAGGAACCGACACUGGAGGAAGUGUAAGAGUACCCGCAUCAUAUUGUGGAAUUCUUGGAUUUCGGCCUUCACAUAAUGUCGUUAGCACGGUCGGAGUCAUUCCCAUGGCACAAAGUUUUGAUACAGUAGGGUGGUUUGCUAGGGAAUCAAGCAUCUUGAAGCAGGUUGGCCGUGUUCUUCUCGAGUUACCUGAUGCUGAUCCCAUUAGACCUAGUCAGAUCAUUAUUCCACGAGAUUGUUUCCAGCUUUUAAGCAUUCCAACUGAACGACUGACUCAAGCUCUUGUGAGAUCAGUGGAGAAAUUAUUCGGAGUUGCUAUAGUUAAGCACAGCGUCCUUGGGGACUAUGUCAGAGCCAAUGUUCCAGCCUUGAGUUCUUUCCUAUGUGAAAUAAAUGAGGAUCAAGUAGACAACAUACCAUCUUUGACAGCUUUUUCUAGUGCAAUGCGGUUGCUUCAGAGGUAUGAGUUCAAGAAUAACCAUAAGGAAUGGGUCUCUGCUGUCAAUCCGGACUUGGGCCCUGGAAUAUCAGAUCGGGUCAGGGAAGCCCUCCAGACAACUGAAGAAAAUAUUGAUGUCUGUCUGUCAGUGAAGAAAGAAUUCCAUGCUGCUCUUACUUCCCUACUUGGGGAUUUUGGUAUCCUUGCAAUCCCCACCGUUCCUGGGCCUCCACCAGAGCUACAAACUGAUUCAUCAGCCCUGGAAGUUUUUCGCGCUAAGGCAUUCAGUUUGCUUUCCAUUGCCGGUGUAUCGGGAUUCUGUCAGGUAAGCAUACCGAUGGGGCUGCACGAUAAUUUGCCUAUCUCGAUAUCCUUGCUGGCUAAACAUGGUGCUGAUGGGUUCCUGCUAGACCUCGUCGAAGCACUGUAUGAGUCUCUUAAGGAACAAGUUGCUAUUGCAGAGAAAUCAGUUUAACGUACGCACGUUUCUUCAUUUUCCUGAGAUGCUUUUGGCUAUAUUUAUGGGCCGGUAUCCUUUGUUCUUGCUCUAUUGCUCCCCCUUUUACUUAUGUUGCGUGCCAUUGAAUGUAGUGCGGACUCCGUGAUUUUCAUAAGGCUGUUGCUGAGAAAAUAAAUUUCUGUAUAGCAUACAA
Messenger RNA from Syzygium oleosum, 1531 nucleotides. Its product is annotated as amidase 1. The coding region runs from base 52 to 1353 and encodes 433 amino acids. Lineage: Eukaryota; Viridiplantae; Streptophyta; Magnoliopsida; Myrtales; Myrtaceae. The transcript is spliced from 9 exons. The record is from RefSeq and is a predicted model, not a curated record.